Peromyscus californicus insignis is the source of this 3063-nucleotide messenger RNA. RefSeq names its product zinc finger protein 728-like. The record is from RefSeq and is a predicted model, not a curated record. Gene Ontology annotation, biological process: regulation of transcription by RNA polymerase II. Gene Ontology annotation, molecular function: RNA polymerase II cis-regulatory region sequence-specific DNA binding; DNA-binding transcription factor activity, RNA polymerase II-specific. Bases 1 to 1584 code for a protein of 527 amino acids. The transcript has 5 exons. Lineage: Eukaryota; Metazoa; Chordata; Mammalia; Rodentia; Cricetidae.
AUGAUGUCCAAAUUGUACAAGCAUGUCACGAAAGAAAGUGACUGCCGAGACAAGCUGGACAAGAACCAGGCUCUGCACAAACCACUUUCCGCGUGUUCCCGGAAGUCCUUCGCUCUGACUUGUGGGAAAUGUAGUUCCGACCACGAUGACGUCACAAGAAGGGUCUUUGGAUACCGAACUUCCGCAUCAGUCUUCAAACUUAGCUUCUCCCUAAAGUUAGGCGAGUGUCCUGCUCAGCACUGGGCUUGCAUCUCUGACAUGGAGGAUAUCCUGUCAUUCUGGGAUGUAGCCAUUUAUUUCUCUGCAGAAGAGUGGGAAUGCCUGGGCCCUGCUCAGUGGAAUUUGUACAGGGAUGUGAUAGUGGAGAAUUACAACAAUCUCGUGUUCCUGGCAGGUCUUGCUUCAUCAAAGCCAUACCUGGUGACAUUUCUGGAGCAAAAACAAGAGCCUUCAGGUGUGAAGAGACAAGCAGCUGCCACCAUGCACCCAGGAAAAGAACAAUACACAGACGAAGAAUGUGAUAAAACCUUUAAUUGGAACUCACAACUUACUAACAAUCAGAGGAUUCAUUUAAGAAUGAAGCCCUAUAAGUGUGAAGAAUGUGGGAAAUCUUUUUGUUUCCCUUCAUUGCUUUCUAUACACAAGAGAAUUCAUACAGGAGAGAAACCAUUCAAGUGUGAAGUCUGUGGCAAGGCCUUCCAUUCUCCAUCACUGUUUUCUGUACACAAGAGAAUUCAUACAGGUGAAAAACGCUACAAGUGUGAAGUAUGUGGUAAGGCCUUCCAUUGCCCAUCAUUACUUUCUGUACACAAAAACAUUCACACAGGUGAGAAACCCUACACGUGUGAAGUAUGUGGCAAGGCCUUCCAUUGUCCAUCCGUACUUUCUAGACACAAAAGACUCCAUACAGGGGGAAAACCCUAUAAGUGUGAAGUAUGUGACAAGGCCUUCCAUUGUCCGUCAGUACUGUCUGACCACAAGAAUAUUCACACGGGUGAGAAACCCUACAAGUGUGAAGUGUGUGGCAAGGCCUUCCAUGCUCCACCUUUGCUUUCUGCUCACAAGAGAAUUCACACAGGAGAGAAACCUUACAAGUGUGAAGUGUGUGGCAAGGCCUUCCAUACCCCAUCACUACGUUCUGUACAUAAGAGAAUUCAUACAGGGAAGAAAGCAUACAAGUGUGAAGUAUGUAGUGAGGUCUUUAGCACCUCCUGGCAAAUUUCCAGUCACUUGGUAAUCCACUCUGGAGAGAAACCGUAUAAGUGUGAGCAUUGUGGAAAGGCCUUCUCUACAAAGUCAUACCUAACUAAGCACAAAUUACUUCACAAGAUGGAGAAACUUUACAGAUGUGAAGAAUGUGGCAAACAGCUCAACAGUUCUAGAAGCCUUCAAGAGCAUCAAAGAAUUCACUCUGGAGAGAAACCCUACAAAUGUAAAGAAUGUGGCAAAGACUUCAGAACUUACACAGCACGUUCUAGACAUCGGACAGUUCAUAUUGGAGAGAAAUGUUACAAGUGUGGAGAAUGUGGCAAAACCUUUUACCAGUCUUCUGGUCUUAAGCAACACCAAAGAAAUCAUCUGUGAGAGAAACCACACUGGUGUGAAGAAUGUGCCAAGGCUGUUUGGAUGUAGAAAGAACUUUUAAAACACCUGAAAUCCAUAUUGGAGAGAAAUGCCACAGGUGUGAAAAAUGUUGCUAACUGUUUAAUAAGCUUUCUAGUAUUUCUCAGCACAAGACAGUUCAAACUGGAGUUGAAUAGUACAAAUUUUAAUGUGUUCAUAAAAUAUUUUACACUUCUUCAGACUGUAAAAGGUAUCAAAUUUUCCAUUCUAAAUAGAAACCUUAAGAGUAGAGAAUGUGAUAAACUUACCUAGCACAAAAGAAACAGAGUGGAAGGCAGCCAUACACAUGUAAAGAACGUAGUGAGUUUUCCACUGAAUGAAUGCUUUCUGACCUCUAUAGAAUUUAUCCUGAAGAGAAACACCACAAUUGUGAAGGGUUUGAUGAUGCUUUUGAAGACUCUUCAUAAACAAAAACGUUCUCAUACUUAGCAACACCCCUACAACUGUGAAGAGUCAUCAUUCUGACCUUGCUAUACAAGAGUCUCUGCAAAUAUAGAGUAUGCCCAGGCGUUUAGUGAUUCUUUAUGACUGUUUCCCCAUCAUAGAAUUCAUAUUGGUAUAGUGCACUACAAAUGCUAAGAUCAUGGCAAAGCCUUUAUCCAUAUCAGAAGUGUCCUCUGAGACUUUUUAGUGGUAAGAAAGUCUACACACCCAAAACCAUGGGAAAGCCUUCAAUAAUAUCACUAAUCAUCAUAAACACAAAACUCCACAUAUCCAAAUAAUGUGAAAAAACCUUCAGUGAUAUCACCAACCAACACAAAAGUCUAUACAUCCAAAUAAUUUGAAAACACUUAUGUAAUUUUUUUUUUUUUUUUUUUUGGUUUUUCGAGACAGGGUUUCUCUGUGUAGCUUUGCGCCUUUCCUGGGACUCACUUGGUAGCCCAGGCUGGCCUCGAACUCACAGAGAUCCGCCUGGCUCUGCCUCCCGAGUGCUGGGAUUAAAGGCGUGCGCCACCACCGCCCGGCUAUGUAAUAUUUUUAAUCUUCAUUAACACCAAAGAAUAUUCACUGGUGAGAUGUUCUACAAAUGCAGAUGUCUUGUUUCCUUCUGCUCUCAACUCCACACAGACAAACAAUAUAUGAUGGAGUCUCAAUUGAGUGAAUGCCUGGAUCUGAUUGACCCGUGGGCAUGUCUGUGGGUCUUUUUCAUGAAUUCUAUUUGACAUAAGAGAAUCUGGACCACUGGAUGAUGGCAGUGCACCUUGUGUAUGCCACUCUUGGUGACUUAGUCUUGGGUGUGUAAGAAGAAGACAUAAAGUAAUAUUCCUCCAUGGUUUCUACUUUCACAUACUGCCUCUAUUUUUUAGCUGUGUUCUCCUGCCCUGGCUUCCAUGGAUGAUGAAAUACAGCUAGUGAACUGAAAUAACCCCCUUUCUCCCCUAAGUAGUUUUUUGUCGUGGAGUUAAUCACACCAACAGAAAUAAAACUAAGUAAACAAUA